Messenger RNA from Etheostoma cragini (Arkansas darter), 1434 nucleotides. RefSeq lists its product as uncharacterized. Gene Ontology annotation, biological process: positive regulation of DNA-templated transcription. The record is from RefSeq and is a predicted model, not a curated record. The transcript has 4 exons. Bases 78 to 1271 code for a protein of 397 amino acids. NCBI's taxonomy places the organism in Eukaryota, Metazoa, Chordata, Actinopteri, Perciformes, Percidae. Gene Ontology annotation, cellular component: nuclear body.
CGCUGAACUCCACGUCACCCGGAAGAGAGGAGUGUCGGAGUGUGAGGAUUGUUUACAUUUUCUGUAGCCCUUGAAAAAUGAAUCCACCGAUGAUCAACUCGACCAGCUCGGUUUCAACGACUAAAAGGAAAAGAGAAGCUGAGCGCUCAAUUAACUGGACAGUGGAGGAAACUCAGGUGCUGCUGUGCGCCUGGAGUGACGAGCGCAUCCAGAAGAGUUUGGCAGAAAACCUUCGCAACCGCCAUGUCUUUAAACACCUCUCAGCCCGCAUGAGUGAAAUGGGUUUCUCUCGGAGUCCACACCAGUGCCGUCUUCGGGUCAAAACUCUGAAGGCUAACUAUGGGAGAGCCAAGCUACAGAGAAGCAUUGGCAGCUCACAGCCUUGCACUUUUAAAUAUUUUGCUGAGAUGGAUGCUGUGUUGGGUCGGAGGUCAGCGGGAGGGGAAGGGGGGCCCUAUUUUGUUUCUCCACAACAGACGCCAGAGGUUCACCUUGAAUCCCUUGACAGGACAGGAAGCAUCCAGCCAGAUUUACAUUCUAAUACAGAGAUUAGUGGACACAAUUUUGGUUCUUUGGGGAGGACAGGAAGACAAAGUUUGAGCUCUUUAGAGGAAAGAGGAGGCCUUCAGUCUUGGCAGCUCGACUCUGAAGUUAAGUUGGAGGACAGAGAAGAUUCAACAGAUGAGUUUGAGUUCAGCGAUACAGGAUUCCGACACCAUGAAGUUUAUCUGCAACCAUCCAUCCAUCGUGAAAUGAGUGGUACUCUAGUGGAAAACAGUGUGAGCACUCCUUCCCCACAUGUAGUACCACCUCCCCCGGCUCCUCCCCCUCCCCCUCCCCCUCCUACCCAAUCCACCGCCUCUCCUCUCCCUGCACCCCCAGAUCCAAGCUCCAACACCCUCCUCACCUCUGGUCACCAUCACGCCGAGUCUCCCUGCCUGGAACCCGCCCUCAAGCACCUGACGGAGUGCUUCCAGCGGCUGGUGUCUGAGACACGGGGCCUGCUGGUGCAGCUGGAGAGCCAACGGCAGGAGCAGGCUCGCUGGCAUCAGGACCUCCUGGCCCAGUGGCUGCAGAGGGAGGAGCGCCGGCAGAGAGAGGUGGCUGAGAGGGACGAGAGGAGGGAGAAAGCUCGCAUGGAGCAUGAGAUCAGAGUCCUGGAGCUCCUCACCAGUCUAGCCAGAGAACACGGUUGUAAAUGUGGAGGCAACCAGACUGUUGCGGAGGCACCAACUGGUCCAAAUCAUACCAUGAACAAAGGCAGAAAUUAGUAUGCACUCACACCAAGGAUCUCGUUUUACAGGGAAUGGUAUUCAACCUCAGGUGGAACCAAAUAACGGAACUGAUAAUGCUGAUACAGACACCUUCAGGACGGCUUAGUUAAGGCCUCAACCCUGAGUCAUGGAGGGAAAUUUCAAUUGACCCAAAUUCAGG